Molecule: messenger RNA, 3123 nt
Organism: Volvox carteri f. nagariensis
Lineage: Eukaryota; Viridiplantae; Chlorophyta; Chlorophyceae; Chlamydomonadales; Volvocaceae
Exons: 6
Coding region: 1-3123 (1040 amino acids)
Source: RefSeq, a predicted model, not a curated record
AUGGCAGCGUUGUUGGCCGUCGUACUGCUGACGAUGAUGUCGCCAAGAACAUAUCUGCGGAACCGAAAUUCUUUCAUACUCAGCAUCCGUCUGGCCAUGGCGUUAGGGAACACGCUAGCAGCGGGGAUCGCGCCGUACAACUGCCUAAUGGGAACCACCGCGCCGUACUACAUCCCACGGCACGUCACCACCCUGGCCGGCGACAAGGUUGGAUUCGGGGGGAUAUCGGCGGCGGCGCCGCCACCGCUGGGCGGCGGUUAUGAUGAUGUGCCGUACUGUCGCAGCGGCGACGACGGCGACGGUGGGUGCGCUCGGUUAGGCGGCGGCGGCGGCGGUGGUUUGUGGAUGUCUGCCGCUGGGAUGUCGCUGACUGCCGUACGGAUGAUGGUCAAUACCGGGCUGUUGUACGUGGCCCUCAAGGCCGUCAUCUGGGGACGGGAACGCAUGUACGACUACGACUACGACACAACAUCGAAGGCAGGGGCUUCGGUCUGGACGGCGGCGGCUUCACGCGCCGCAAGCGGGGGUCGGCGCCGGGACGGUGCUAGCGUCGCUCUCGCUGACCCGCAGGCGGCGGCGCAGCUGUCGACUCCGCGCGGUGCUAGUACGGCAUUACUGAUGUCGACGCCGCCGCCGCCGCCGGCACCGCCAGCAGGCAAUCAUGACGGUAGGUUUCGCAUUUUGCCGUCAUCGUCAUUGUCGCAUUCCGGUGGCGGCGCCGCCACGGUGGCGGCGGCAGCAGCGGUGUAUCCGCCGCGGCGUCGGGUGGAUGCGCUGUACGGCGGUGCCGUACAUCGCCGUGCUAUCUCGGGACGUACGUUAGGCUAUCGACCUGUGGUCACGUCGUACUACCUGAGCGUGAAGAGUAGCUCGCUGAUGUGCCGUACAGCGCUUUUGCCUAGUGUCCCUGUUCGAAUGCAUACAUACAUAUUGCGUUAUGGAGUGAGGGAAUUGAAACAACGGCUGCGGCCGCUUGUCGGCUUGCUGGCAGACCUAGAUCGUCGAGUUGGUGACAGUGAUGAUGGCGAUGGCGACGGCAACUCAGAUGACCGCUUUGUUGAAGCAGCGUUACGGUUGCGUCGCUGCGUUGCCGACGCCACCGUGGCGGCGGCGGCGGCGGCGAUGUCCUCUGGCCGCCGCCGCCGUAUCCUUGACCGCGACAAAUAUAAUGACGACACCGCCACCGCGAAGUGUAACGCCGCCGCCGCCGCCGCCGCCGCCGCCCAUCGUGUUGCUGCCGACAACAUCGAUGCCGCCGCUGCUAUGUCGUACACGACGCAUGCAUCACCGAUGUCGUCCCGGUCGCCGGCCGCUGCUGCCAUCGCCACACCGUCGUACAGCUGCCUGAGCAGUACGGCUGUCGUACGCGGCUGUGUGCACCUGUUAGGUGUGGUGACCAGCCUGUUUGGCUUCGCCACUACCGCUACCAGAGGCAACGGCGCCGCCGCCGCCGCCGCCACCGCUGCUGCUGUUUCCGCCAAAAGUCCUGUUGGCGGCAUGGCUCUGCCGUACCAUUUGGAGUUGCGCGGCUUGGAAAAUUUGGAAGAAGCAAGUGAACUGCUGAGCCAGGCGUUACUGGAGGCUGGUGAUGAUGGCGACAGCCCCGAUAGGGGCCGGUAUGAUGUCGUACACUCCCCCCGCAAUAUGACAUUUACGUUGUCGCCCGUGGCGGUGGCGGCCCCAGCGGAGCGCGGUACGGAGAUUGAGGUGGAGCUGCACAGAUGGGACCUUCUGUACGACAUGUACGGCGGCCGCGGUGGCGGCGGCGGCGGCGGCGUAAUGCCUGACACCGGUUGUGGUGGCAGCGGUGGUGAUGUAGCUUCUCAAGCCGCACGGCACGUCCGUGUCAUCGUUGUUGACACUGAUGGAGAUGCCGUACUGAUGGACGAGCAUGUAGAUUUUGAGCCGUACAUGUCGUACUUGAAAAAGCGUUUGGACGAGAGCACCGAGGCGGCUCGGUGCGAGCUGUCGUGUAGCAGCAGUGUCAGGCUGCGUCUUCCUGCGCCGACGCAACCGGGGAUGUCGUACAUCCACAUUCUACCAUCAUCGAUGUCGGCGUCGCCGUCCCUGCAAGCGCUCCCGUACACCACUGCCGCCGCCGCCGCCACCGCAGGUGACGGCCUGGCGACGGAAUGCAGCCUGUCCGGCCGUACACCACCAACGGCGGGGUCGUAUGGCCCGCUGGCGACGCUGCCGUUGCUCGUGAUGCCGACGGCGGCGGCAGCAGCGGAGAUGCGCACGCUGUACGACACUAUGGUCGAUGAUCUUCUGGAUCUACCGGUGACGGAGGCGGGAGAUGACGUCGCCGCCGCCGCUGUGGAAGAUGCCGCGGCUGCUGCAGUUUCCUACAGGUCUGAUUUGUAUUGCGAAGGCGGCGGCGGUGGAGGCAGCGGCGGUGGAGGCGGCGGCAUGCCUACACCGGCACAUGUUACAGCGUUUCAUCAACAUUUCGUUCCUUUCGCCAGUGACGUUGCCUACCUCACUUCGUGGCUUCAGAAGAAGGUCAUUAACAACAAUGCGCUAAGGAUUGUCGACACAGACGGCGGCAAUGACGGUAAGUACGGCACUGAGGGCAGUCCCCGUACUGGGCCGGCGGCGGCAAGCGGCAGCAAGUACGGCACCGAGGGCGAUUUCAGUGCCACACUGGCAGCUGGCGCGAUUGCUACGGAGUCGGAGUCGGAACUGCAGGCCAUCGUACAGCUGGCGGCGUCCGUACUGUCGUACAUGGAGAAUUGCGGCCUACAUGCCAGCAUGCGGGACUUGAAGGCGACGUUGGCGACGCUGUGGCCGUACGGCAUCGAGACUGCCUCCGCCGCCGCCGUCGCCACGGGCAGCGACACAACGUCGGCGCUGUUCGUACCCUCGGUAUCCAACGUGGCGGCCGCCACCGGCGCUGACGACGCUGCUGACACAGCUGUACGGCACUACUCGGUAUCUUGCCCCUGUCCUGCGAUGGAGGGCGGUGGCGGUGGUGGCGGCGAUGGCGGCGGUGGUGGUGGUGGUGGUGGCCGUGGGGAUGGUCCACAGGAUAUGGCCGUCUCAAAAAGAUCUUUCCACUUUCCACUGGUACGUGAUGCUGGCACGGACGAGGUGCCGGCACAGGCAUGUUGUCAGGAUCAUUAG